AUAGUGCAAUGAUUGCAAGGCAGAAUGCAUGUGUUCAGUGUUUUUGAGAAACAAAGAGAUAAGGUACACUUGCAUGAAUAGCUUGUAAAACUGCUUUCCUUACAAUGCAUUCAAUUCUCGACUUCUCACUACCACAACACGGUUGACAUACUACAACAUAGGGUUCAUUUCAUUCUUCUUUUGAUCUGGCAAGCUGGCAAGUACUCCUUAUGUACGCAUCAAAUACAUAACUCCGGCCCUGACCAUUGAGAGAUACUGUCAUGGCAGAUCAAAGGAUGUACAAGCGUAGUCAAAGACCCACUUGGAGCUGUACAGAAUGUGCAAGAAGAAAGAUCAAAUGCGACAAAAAGAUUCCAUGUCAACCUUGCAUCAAAAGGAAUGCCGGUCAUCUUUGCUCUUUGGAUCAUGAACAUUCAGCAACGGCACAAACACCAGUGGGACCUUCUCAUAUGAAUCAAUAUUCACCCGUUCAUGCACAACAGACAGAUCCAAACUCUCUCAGUAGGCAUCCAUCGUCAUCAUCAACGUACUUCCAGCCUUCGAUGCAGCCUCCAAGUAUUGCAAGUGGCGUGCCGAGUGUGGACCUUUACUCACAAGUACAGUCUCUCAAUGCGACAGUCUCCGAUCUGGAUCGUAGGUUGCGUACGAUUGAACACUACGGUCGAUCAAAUGGCAUGAGCAAAAUGUCUCCCAAGACAUCUACAUACGAUCAUGCUAAUGAAGCUUCGCCAAUCUCUGCAUCGUCUUCCAGAAUCAUGCACGGAAGCCCAACACGCCGUCUUGCGCAUAAAUCAACGUCAUCAGAAGGUGUGGCAGAUACUGCUCUGACGUUUGAAUACCUUGCCCUUGGCAGAGACCGUCAUCGUGGCAUUCUGAAGCAACAUCACCACAAUCAAUCAACGCAGACUGGAGCAGCGUCCAAGACGCAUGAAAACAUUCUCAAAGAGCCCUUACAAGAGCCGCUCUCUCAGCGAAUACAAGCAGCAUUGUUACCGCUCAAAGCUCUAGAUUAUGUGCUUACAUUUGCCAAAGAUGUGAUCGCAUGGCAGCAUGCAUGCAUUCAUGUUCCCACAUUUCAACGAGAAUAUGAGAUGUUCCUGACCUUGCAGCCGUCAGAUCGUUGGAUAUGGGUUGAUCCCCUUUGGCUUGGAUUGUUCUUUGUGAUUCAGAGUAUUGCCGUCCAUCAAAUGCCUCAAAAUGAUGUCGAGCAUAUCUGUGGAAUCAGUCAACGGCCUUUGCCGGAAAUAUUGUUGGACGCUGCUGUAAAGUGUCUGGAAGCUGGUAACUAUCUAUCUGAACCAAGUCUUUAUACAUGUCAAGCACUGGCAAUUCUUUGUGUCACCGGACACAAUGUUGCAGAUUCAAAUCUGUUGAGCACAUAUUUGGCUAUCGGCAUCAAAACGGCGCAAAUGCUCAACUUACAUCACCUGGCCGGCGAGUCGGCACGGAUCGAGGCCCUUCUGCAUUCUGAAGGUGGAGAGAUUAAGGAUAACUCUCUCGAUUGGCGAUCACGCAUCAUUCGUUUGGAGGUGGGAAAGCGAAUUUGGUGGAGUCUCGUACAGCAAGAUUAUUUGGCGAUGCCUUUCUGUGGAUCUUCUAUGAUCAAUCCGCGCCACCACGAUACUCCUUUGCCCGUCAAUGUUCACGAUGAUGAGCUUGACCAAGGUCAUUUGCGCUUAAGAUAUGAUGAAUCGGAUCUGACAUUGGUUCAGAAAUUACGACUGACGGCAAAGAUGGCGCAAAUUGUAUACACCUUCUUUGAUCAAUUGCCACACCGUCAAGGAGCUGGAGCAAGGCUUGAAGAUCAUGUACAGCCUUAUGAGACUCAGCUGUUAGAGCUUCUGCCUUCUACGCAACCUAAGUCGCCCUUCCCAUCUCUGAAAUUCGGAUUGGCUCUGAAACGUUAUAUCAACAUUGGGGUUUCGCACAAAAUUCUUGUUUUACAUCGAGCAUUUUGCUCUUUGAAUCCUAGUCCGAGCACAUUGCAGAUUCAAGCAUCACAAGGAAGGUGCGUAGAAGCUGCUCGUCAAGUGCUGGAGCAUGUACGUGCCAUCAAUCCGUCAGGAAGACCGGAAGGUCAGGUAGGAGCAAUGUGGACAAUCUCUUAUCAAGCUGUCGCGGCUGCGAUUUUGAUUGUAUUGUCACAUUUUGGAGACAAGAGCAAAGAAGCAGAGGUGAAGGGACGCAAUGCUUUACACAAUCAGCCAGUAUUGACCGCAUCCCGUCAAGAAGCAUCAGAUGCCAGAGAGGUGUUGAUGGGUUUGUCGUAUCGCAGCACGAUUGCACAUCGAGGCUUACAGUUGUUGGACGAGUUGGUGCAGAACUUCGAAGAUGCAGAGCGUCAAAACGGCAGUCUGAAAAGACCCAGCGGUGAGCAGCCGAAUGGCAACCAACAGACAGCAGAUGGAUCGCCUGCAAAAAGAGCACGUAAUGAAGAACAAUAUGCCCAUUCUACCACACAAACGCCAAGUAAUGGUUUGAAUAUCGACUCUCUCACCAACGUCAAUCCAGCCCUGGCCAAUUUGGAUAUCGAAUGGGAUGUUGCCAGCGUUUUGCAGUCCAUGCCAGAUGUUUCUAAACUGUUUGACGGUAGUAUGGGCAAUCCGUUUGGAUCAUUUUCAUGAAUGUUGUGGGUUUUCAUUAAUAUUGUACAAAUAUCAUCACCACUUUUAAUUUGUAAUUAUACUUUGUAUAUUGUCGCAUACAUGAUUAAUCUGACCCCAUC
This is a messenger RNA of Meira miltonrushii, 2725 nucleotides long. RefSeq lists its product as uncharacterized. The record is from RefSeq and is a predicted model, not a curated record. NCBI's taxonomy places the organism in Eukaryota, Fungi, Basidiomycota, Exobasidiomycetes, Exobasidiales, Brachybasidiaceae. The transcript has a single exon. Gene Ontology annotation, molecular function: DNA-binding transcription factor activity, RNA polymerase II-specific; DNA binding; zinc ion binding. Gene Ontology annotation, biological process: DNA-templated transcription; regulation of DNA-templated transcription. Bases 261 to 2624 code for a protein of 787 amino acids.